Messenger RNA from Closterium sp. Naga37s-1, 1506 nucleotides. NCBI's taxonomy places the organism in Eukaryota, Viridiplantae, Streptophyta, Zygnematophyceae, Desmidiales, Closteriaceae. The record is from the annotation of a GenBank genome assembly.
AUGGGGUCGCACACGCUCAGCGUGCCCGUGCGCGUGUUCUCGUGGACCGCGCGACUCUUCGAGCUCGUCUUCCUGGCGCUGCUCAUCACCUUCUGCGCCUACCUCUCAAAGGACAAGACGGACCCCUCGCUUGCUGUCUACGGCGGGCUGUCCGCGUGCUUCGACUGCGACAACGGGUGGAACUGGCACGUGCUGCUCAUGGGCAUCGCCUUCGGCAUCGCCUUGACCGAAUCCAUCCUCGCCUUCUGCUCCUCCUCCCUCAGGGCGAACGGGUACGCCAAGUGGGUGCACCUGGCGUGGCAGGCGAUCGCGCUGAUCCUGGCGGCAUUCGCUAUGGCGUCUAUCAUCGUGGCCAAGGACGUGUCGGCCAGCAAGCACAUGUACUCCGUUCACACCUACUGCGGCGUGCUCACACUCGCGCUCUUCGCCCUCCAGUUCUUUUGGGGGCUGUGCGCGUUCGUGCUGUUCAAGAGCCACCUGUCCAAUGCGAUGCGGUACCAGAUGGGCACGUACCACAUCCUGCUUGGCAAGUUCACCUAUUAUGCCGGCAUCGGCACGUGCGUGAAUGGGUUCGCGGACAUGCAGAUGAUGAUGGUGCAUUCAGGCCAGCCGCACUACGGCAUGGUCGCUGCGCUGCUGGUGCUCGCGCUGUCGGGGCACAGCCAGGAUCAAGGCCAAGCGACCAAACUAGUGCACCUCGAGCAUCCCGACCCACCCACACCAGCCCAUCUCCCCUCAGCUAAUGCGACAGCAAAACCAAACCACACGCUCGUUCCUCCCCCGACCAUCGCGACCGGGGCAGCAUCAUCUCUCCCCGCAGGGGUGCUGUCAGAUAGCGCCGUCCCCAGGCAGUACCUCGCCGGCGCGGCAGUGGUGGGCGGCAGUGGCGGCAGCGGCGGAAGCGCGUCGGUGCAGGAGAUUUACGCGAAGCUGACGGGGCAGCAGGUGGUGCCAGCGCGCGGAGAUCCCAAGGCCUACGGCUUCCUGAACGCCACCAUCCAUAGAGACUCCAACGGGCCGUUCCGGUUGGAAUACAAGGUGAUCAUCAUCGGGCUGUCGCGCGACGCGCCGCCGCGGAAGAUGAGCGCGCACCGCGGGAGGAAGGGCGAGGCGGGCGCGCACCAUGAGCGCCUCCUGGACCUACCGUGCGGCACCACGGGGCGCCGCGCUGGUCACCACGCCGCGGGCAGCGCUUCCCUGACGGUGACCUGCGCGGGCGCGGUGGGGGGGAGCGCGGAGGAGCUGCGCGCCGAAGCGGGGCGGGGCGCGGGGGAACACGAGGCAGGGAAGGGUGACCGUUACGGUAACGGUACUGCUACUGAUAGUAGUAAUGAAGCUAAUACUAGCUACUUCGCGUCGAGUGAGCGAGACCAGCAGUCGCUUCGUGAAGCGGUGCGGGUGAUUUUGCAAGAGCCGGAGAGUUACUACGUCACAGUUAGUACCACGCAUUACGCUGGCGGCGCCAUUCGCGGGCAGCUUGGGAGGGUGUUUGGGCAGGAAGAGUAG